UAUUGCCUUGUAGCAGAAUGAUUUCAUAGUGCCAAACUUGUUUUUCCAGUUUUCUUUGAGCAACCACUGUAUGCCUCAGUCAAAAAAAUGACAUCAGUCGAGGAUUAUCAGAAAAAUUGUAUUUUUUGUAAGAUUUUGGAAAAAGAGGAGCCUUGUGUCAGCAUUUACGAGGACGAAGACGUUGCUUGCAUUAAAGACAUUAACCCAGCCUCAACCCAUCAUUAUCUGAUCAUCCCUAAAAUUCAUAUAGUUAAUGCCAAAACUAUGAAAAAGGAGCAUGAGGAGCUUUAUGAUAAGAUGGUUGCCACUGUUGAGAUAAUUAUUGAAAAACUUGACUUGGAGAAGAAUUCAACUAGGACUGGCUUCCAUUGGCCUCCUUUCACUACUGUUAACCAUUUACAUUUACAUGUAAUUUCACCUAUUGAGAGAAUGAGCUAUAUUAAAGAUUGGAUGUUUAAGCCUAAUUCGAUGUGGUUUGUUAGUACAGAUUAUGUGAAGUCACAGUUCAAAGAUAUGAACAGUUAAUGCUAUUCAUCAAGAGGAUUCAACGAAUUUUAUUAACAUUAAAAUCAAUAAGGCAGUUUCUUCAUUAAAAGUCAUAUUCGUUCAAUCUGUGGGUACAGGAAAUAUGCCUUCAUGGAACAUGCGCUGCCAUUCAGUACCAUUGGGAUAGGCAAAUUUUGUAAGACUAUCAUCUUUAAAUUUUGUGGAGUAACCAGGUUCACUAGGUG
Molecule: messenger RNA, 731 nt
Organism: Phymastichus coffea
Lineage: Eukaryota; Metazoa; Arthropoda; Insecta; Hymenoptera; Eulophidae
Product: adenosine 5'-monophosphoramidase HINT3-like
Exons: 5
Coding region: 88-525 (145 amino acids)
Molecular function (GO): catalytic activity
Source: RefSeq, a predicted model, not a curated record